Molecule: messenger RNA, 3438 nt
Organism: Aedes albopictus (Asian tiger mosquito)
Lineage: Eukaryota; Metazoa; Arthropoda; Insecta; Diptera; Culicidae
Product: Y-box factor homolog
Exons: 1
Coding region: 272-1357 (361 amino acids)
Biological process (GO): regulation of gene expression
Cellular component (GO): nucleus
Molecular function (GO): nucleic acid binding
Source: RefSeq, a predicted model, not a curated record
AAAGUCGUGUGUUCCAACAUGCGGUACCAGCAGCUGCCUUGGUGAAAAAGUAAAAAUGUGACUGUGCUUACUAAUGGGAAGAUAAAAUCCGUAAAUUCACCGAAAAUACGAUCCAAAAUAGCAUGACUAUAACGUUAAUUUUUACAUCAUAACAACCAGAACGCAACAUCAAAUAGUCAUUGUCCAGUGGUAUACCAACAUCUGAGUUUUUCCAAUUCGAAAAAGUAUAGUGCCGUCUGUAUACCGAACUAGCAGGAAGAGCUAUAACAACAUGGCUGACCAGCAGGCAGUAAGUGCGCCAGAACAGCAGCCCCAACAGCCGCAGCAACAGCAGCAGCAGCAACAACAACAGCAGCCGCCUCAACAGCAACAACCCCAACAACAGCAGCAGCAGCAGCAACCGGAACAACAACCUCCGGCCAAUAAUAAACCUGCGGUUCCACAACAGCAAAAGGAAGUGAUCGCUACCAAGGUUACCGGUGUGGUCAAAUGGUUCAAUGUGAAGAGCGGUUAUGGUUUCAUCAAUCGUGGCGAUACGCAAGAAGAUGUGUUCGUUCAUCAGUCAGCUAUUGCACGUAAUAACCCGAAGAAGGCCGUCCGUUCCGUCGGUGAUUGUGAAGUGGUUGAAUUCGACGUUGUCAUCGGAGAAAAAGGUAAUGAGGCAGCCAACGUCACUGGCCCCCAGGGUGAGCCAGUGAAGGGAAGUCCAUAUGCCGCCGAAAAACGUCGGGGUUACCGUCAAUGGUGGCAAAAGCGUGGCCAACGUCGACCCCACUCCAAGGACGGUGAGCCACUCGAGGAACACAAUGAAAUGGAAGGUCAAAAUGGUGAACAACCACAACAGCAGCAACAACAACAACCUCCACAGCACCAGAUGAAGCAGCAACCACUUCAACAGCGCCGUGGCGGAUUCCGUCCACGUGGACGUGGAGGAUACGCCUAUUCGUAUCGUCCUCCUCCGCGAGGACCUCGUCGUGAUGGUCCACCAAUGAACGACAAUGGACACAUGGACCAAAAUCAAAUGAUGGACGGUCAAAAUGGACCUCGCCAAGGCGGACGAGGAGGUGGCCCGAGACGGUUCUUCCGCCGCAACUAUCACAACGGCGGUGGACGAGGCAUGGGCGGCCCCGGUGGCCCUCCACGACGUGGUGGAUACCGUGGCGAUUAUCAGAACGAUUACCAACAGAACGGGCCGGAACAACCGCGUCGUAUGGGCCCCCCAGUGCGCGGUGCUGGUGGCGGUCGCGGUCGCUUCCCGCGUCGUGGAGGACGAGGUGGACAGAGACCCAGAAACGAUGCAGGAGCUGGCGGUAACAACAACGCUGUCCAAAAUACCACUACCGAAAGCUCCGCAUAAACAACUCGCAUCGGAAAACUCGCAAGGCAGAGAUCGCAUUUCAACGUCGUGCGGCAUCCCUCAAAAAAAAACAUCAAUGGAGUAAUCGUACAUCACAACUCCUGGGAUGUCUCUGAACGUCUCUUGGAAUAGAGUCACUCAAAAAAGCGUCAACAUGAAAGCAAAACCCAUAGAAUAUAGAAAAGUAUAAAAACCUAUACUAUUUUAAAUGUAACUAUUCAAUUGACAACCAAAUUGAAUAUUGGAUCGUGUUAUGAAACGGCAAAAUGUUUAAAUUUUGAAUCGAAUCGGAAAAGCAAAGUAACAACAAAAAGCAAAAGCAGCAGCUCGAUUGAAAGAGUAACGUGCGGCGGAGCAGCACAUCGGGUUAGGUCGGACUUAGGACAACGUUCGCUAGCUGGUUAAGCGAUCCUCCUAACAGUGCAAAACAGAACAACCACGUGAAUGUUGAACACGCAAUCAUUGGCAGCCGGCUGUUGGUACAACAACUAGAAUGAACCGUCGUCGAGGGAAUCCUUCAACCCCACAUAAACAAACGAUCAUAAGAAACACCCAACAACAACAACAACACAUCAACAUACAAUCACCACCAAACAAUGCACAGUCUCGUUGUGGAGGAGGCCUUUCAACAUCGCGAGGCUUAAUUGCUAUCCUUGGAAGGACGAAAUCGAACCGGUUCUGGACCAAAUUGCUUGCCGAUUGUGUCGUCACACCGUUAGAAGAGCCCGUUUCACUCCAGACUACGGUAGGUCAACGACCAACAGUAAGAUCCCCGUGCAAGUAAUUUUGUAACACACACACUGUAUUGUUUUUUCGUAUCGUUUUCUAAAAUUUAAAAUUCGCGUCUUUUGUUGCCUCGGGAAUCGCGCCCGAGAGAUUAGGAAACGUUUUUAGUAAUAAAUUUCGAUCGCAUUCGAAUCAUCCUCGGCAAAAAGAUAAAAAAAAGAAAUACGGAACCCAUCGUCUAAUGUCAAAACAACCAAUAUUCGGUUUGGUUCAAAAUAAGGAGUUUUUGAUUUGCUAAUAAUUAAAGAGAUAGUAAUUCCGGAAGGAACAAAUUUACACAAAAUACUAAGAAAAAUACACUAUCCGUUUAAAAUCACUUAAAAUCAGCAACAGUAGAGGAAAAAAGUGUUUAAGUAAGGUACAUAAUAUCUAGCGAGAAAAGGAAAAGAGAAUACGAAGGCAUCAAAUGUUUUGAGCACGAAGUCGCGAAAGGAGAUUAAAUCUUAUUUUCCGCGUACCAUAUUUUCAGUCUCACAGUCUUCUUUUUCUUUUCGAGCGCUAAUAUCUUUCGUGUUACAUUUUCGUUUUGUGUUUGCUUUACCAGAGAGAUAGUCACGAGCAUGAUAUUUUUAGUAUUUGGAACAGGCGCACUAAACGCGCUCCGUCAUUUUUUAUUUUAAGAAGAAUUUUGAAAACGAUCACAUCAUUGCGUACACAUUUACAUACUUUACACCUAUAUAACAAUGCAGUCAAAGGGAAAAACUUAAGCAUUUUAUAUCGAUGUUUUUUGAAGCGUAGAAAUAUCAUUUUAAUAAGAAAAGCAUGAAACAAUAUCUAACCCCUCUUUCAACCAAAAAAUAAUAACUUACAACGGAAGCAAAGAUAUGCGAAUGAAAACCUUGUAACAACCUAGAAGACCAGAAAGCAACAGCAAAAGGUAAAAUAGGGCGAAAGUACGAUUGAAGGAGUGAAGAAAAGGAUUCAACAAAACCAGUUAUAUAAAAUCAAGCUAAUAAUCAGUAAGGAAUGAUAAAAUAAACUACUUAAAUAAGAAAUGAAAACAAAACAUGUACUAGUAAUAAAGAUAUCGAAGAAAAAUAACACGUUUGUUAGCUCCAAGAAGCGAAAAAUUAUAAGAAUGCACGGUACAUUCGAGGUGAAAACGCCGAGGACUCGUUCUUAAAAUAAAAUCUAUAGAAUCGUUCGAUACAAGAGACUGAUCGUAUCUCUGCCGGGUGUGCGAUUCAACUAGAAGUGGAUGGACAUCAGAAAAAAAGCGGAAAACAACAUACUGAAAAAAUUGAUAAAUCGAGAAAAAAAUGGAUUAAAUCCGGCAAAAAAAUUGCAAAAUUUAA